Messenger RNA from Cyprinodon tularosa, 1300 nucleotides. RefSeq names its product putative fibroblast growth factor 1. Gene Ontology annotation, molecular function: growth factor activity; fibroblast growth factor receptor binding. The record is from RefSeq and is a predicted model, not a curated record. The transcript is spliced from 3 exons. Bases 101 to 649 code for a protein of 182 amino acids. Gene Ontology annotation, cellular component: cytoplasm. Gene Ontology annotation, biological process: positive regulation of protein phosphorylation; positive regulation of gene expression; fibroblast growth factor receptor signaling pathway. NCBI's taxonomy places the organism in Eukaryota, Metazoa, Chordata, Actinopteri, Cyprinodontiformes, Cyprinodontidae.
AAUGGUUUUGGUGCAACAAAAGUAAAAAAAAAAAAAAUGAGAAGAGGGAGGUUCUGAAGGAGACAAAAGGAGAGCAUUUCUCUGUAACCACAGGGUUCAUAUGGCGCGUUUAUGCCUCUCUUCAUGUCUCAGUCCUCCAGGCCUUGAUAAUGAGCGCAGUGGCUCUGCUGUGUCUUUACAGAGCCAAGAACUUCGCUCGUCUGGGAUGUCUGUGGGGGAUGUGACGGUGCUCCCAUCCGGCUCCCUGAGCCAGGGGCAGCGUUCGCUGACAAGGCUCUACUGUCAGAAUGGAGGGCAUCACCUGAGGAUUUUGUCCGAUGGGACGGUGAAUGGUGGGAGGCAGGAAAAUGACACUUAUGAAAUCCUGAGACUGAAGGCGGUGAGAGUGGGAGUGGUGGUGAUCAAAGGGGAGAUGACAGGAAGGUAUCUGGCCAUGAACAAAAACGGAAACCUUUAUGGAUCACAAGCACUAAAUGAUGAGUGCUACUUUUUGGAAAAAUAUGAAGAGAACAACUACAACACAUACUGCUCCCAGAAAUACAGCUGGUAUGUUGCUUUAAAGAGGAACGGCCAGCCUAAAAGAGGACCGGACACCCACCAGGGUCAGAAGGCCAUUUGCUUCCUGCCCAGACCCACAGGCAGCGGGUAAACAGAGAAGAACCACGGAAAAGCACCCAGCUAAUCUGAGAAUAGUACACCUGGUAGACUAAGCUGCGCUGGACUGAGUAUCGUAAACAUGACUUUGACAGAGCUUUUGCUAUAAAGACCUGAUAAAGUUGUUUGAACUGUCCGCUCAGCCUAACGACCCAAAUAUUUAUUCCUCCACUGCAACGGACGGAAAAAAUAUUUUCUAUAUAAACUUAAGAGCUGAUAUCAGAAACAUUCUCCGGUUUAUGAGCACAAAGACUCCCUUUUUGACUUUGGCCAACAGUGUUAUCAGGCUGCAGUGCAUGUCUCCACAGCAAAACAAGAAUCCACUGUGAGCUCCCUGGCUUGAAACUAAAAUCCUAGAGGAGAGAAAUGUGCAGCUUGCUCUAAAAUAAAUUAUUUAAAAAAUAAUUUAAAUACUUCUUGGAGUCCUUAUACAUUCUGUCUAAGCAUUCGGUCCGAGCUUUUGGAAUAGAAAACAGACCCAUAGUUAACAGAAAGCCUCUGUUUAAUGCAUACGCAUCAUUUGACGCCAAGGUCAGAAAUCCAACCUCUGAGGGCUGCAUUUAGGAUAAUAACUUUUAUAAAAGAGGUGCGGGCAAAGCUGCUGGUCCAAAUGUGGCCUGAUAAUGUAAAAAAUGUUUUACUGUGA